CCAGCCUCCAUACAUCACAGUUAGCUAGUAGCUGCAAUACUACUGCUCUUGUUUGAGUAGUUUCUCACUUAUGGUGGUGUAUUUUCAACCACACAGUCUUGUUUAAUUAAGGUGAGGUCCUUAGAAAAGACAAAGCAGACUUCAUUUGAAGGAUUAUUGCUUGGAAACACUUCAAUGAGCACCUGAGUACCGAACAGACUGUUUACCCCUCUACAAAGGAGAAGCCUGCUUGCAGAGUGUCCUCCAAAAAGGAUGUAAGCCUGGAUACAAUCUCAGACAUCACCUCCUGACUCCUGAAAGGCAUCUUCUGGGGGGAAAACGGCAAAGAGCAACAUGAAGGAGGUGUUGAACACAGGGGAGCUGAACUGAUUGAAAACAUGGAUAAGAAAGCAACCUGGGACCGCUUGUACACUGAGAGCAGCAGCAGCAGCACAAACACCUUCAAACACUUUGAGUGGUUCUUUGGCUUCGAUGCUGUCCGGGACUUCAUUAUGCCCCUAUUGCAGACCAAACCCCACCCAGACGGUUUGCUCCAAGUCCUGGAUAUGGUCUGUGGCACUUCUGCUUUAGGGCCCUGUAUUUACAGACACUCUCCUCUCCCGGUCCGGGUCACUUGUGCAGACAUUUCCCCCAUAGCUGUGCAACUAAUGCAGGAACACGUCCAAACCAAAGCCAUUCAACCUCACAAUCUUUCCUCUCGGCUUGAGUUCGUAGAGCUGGACUGCACACAGCUCCACAAGCACUACGGUUGUAGCAGUGUGGACCUUAUAGUUGAUAAGGGCACCACAGACGCCUUGUUGAGGUCUACGGAAGGGAAAUGGAAGGCCAAUCAGGUGCUGAAGCUGUGUUUGAAGGUGUUGCGGAGCUCAGGGUCUCUGCUCCAGUUCUCUGAUGAAGACCCUGAUGCCAGGCUGCUGUGGCUGCAGACAGAGGCACAGGAGCCGGGGGUGAUGGCAGCAGAUGCUGGGGUGCAGGAGCUUGGGGAGCUAAGGGGAAUGACUUACUACUGCUACCAAGUGACUCCUCGCUCUAUUGUAUAGCAACUUUCUUCAUCUGGAUGGUGAUAAUAUUAAAUGAGUAAACUACUGAACUGAUUGUAAAAAGUAAUUGAUAAGGUACACAGAGUGUGACUUAUCCACCAAACUGGACCUCCACAUUCCGACAGCAGAGACAACAAGAGAUUUACUACUUAUAAAAUAACCUGAAGGUAAAGAAUUACCUCUUUAUGAAAUGAUAAACGUUGACAAACCACUUAAAGUAUAGACCUUUCUGUGUUGUUACUGGUCACUGACACUCUGCAUUGUGGGAAAAUCUACGGUAGUUUCUCUGGCAUUUUGUGAGUGUGACAUAUACUUUGUGAAUACAACCUCAGUAUUCAACACACGUAUAAACAAAGGACCUAACCUUUGUUAUGGCUGACAAAUAAAGCUGGUUAAGUGGUCAUGGCAACA
Anarrhichthys ocellatus (wolf-eel) is the source of this 1451-nucleotide messenger RNA. Its product is annotated as citrate synthase-lysine N-methyltransferase CSKMT, mitochondrial-like. The coding region runs from base 378 to 1040 and encodes 220 amino acids. The transcript is spliced from 3 exons. Lineage: Eukaryota; Metazoa; Chordata; Actinopteri; Perciformes; Anarhichadidae. The record is from RefSeq and is a predicted model, not a curated record.